Molecule: messenger RNA, 1529 nt
Organism: Schistosoma guineensis
Lineage: Eukaryota; Metazoa; Platyhelminthes; Trematoda; Strigeidida; Schistosomatidae
Source: the annotation of a GenBank genome assembly
UUUCUUGCAGAAUAUUACAUGUCUAAUCGAGAUUUGCUUCCAGAUCUACUAUCUGACUCAGUUCUAAAUGCCUUGUCACUUGAGACUUUAGUCAGGCAAGGAGCAGAAGCACGAAUCUAUCGCACUAAGUUGUUCCAUUCAACAUAUACUUUUCCAUGUAUUGUUAAAGAAAGAUUCGUCAAACGUUAUCGUCAUAGUACAUUGGAUGCCACUUUGUCAAUGCAGCGAAUGCGAGCUGAAGUCAGACAGAUGUUGCGUUGUAGAGAAGUAGGAAUAGAUGUCCCUCCAGUCCUUCUGGUUGAUGUUCGACGACGUCGGAUUUGGCUCGGUGAAGUUGGUCCAGAUGCUGUCACACUUCAAGACUGGUUUAAAAACUUAUCUUCUCUAGCAACUGCAUCAGAUUUAUGUACCAUGGAUAUCCAGGAGAAAACAGCUUCACGAUUGCGAAAUUUAACAACGGCAUUAGGUCGACUACUUGCUCAGCUACAUUCUAACCAUAUAAUACAUGGUGAUUUGACUAUGUCCAAUAUUCUGGUUCAACAGGUAGAUAAUUGUAACAAAGAAUCCGAUUUUCGAGUCGUUCCUAUAGAUUUUGGACUUUCAAGCUCUUCUUCUGGAUUAACCUCACAACGUUUAGCAGAAGAUAAAGCUGUAGAUCUGUAUGUGUUUGAACGGGCCUUAACCUGUGGCCUUGAUCACAAAGCCCUGUCAAAAAUUACCACUGACCACGCCGAUUUAAAUACUCCAGAAUCGCUUCUGAAUUUAAUUAUAAAGUCCUAUCGGGAUAAUUAUGUAUCGACAAUACUGGAUGAUCAACAGAUAAAGUCUAAACAUGAUAAUGCAAAAUCAGGUGGUCAUUUGGAAAAACAAGAUCACGAAGUCAAAGAAAUUUUAAACAAAUUGGAGGACGUUCGACUUCGUGGUCGAAAACGUCUGAUGAUCGGUUGAAUCGCACUUUGUGAGUGCGUUAAGUGAUAACUUUCUGCAAAUUAUCGUACAUGUACAUUAUUUGAAUAAUUGUAUUUUAUAAUUUCUGAACCCGUUUGACGACUCUAAUCCAAUUUCUUUUCUUGGAUACAAAGCCACUAAUGAAAAUAACUUGAUCAGUCAGGGUUUACGAAAUUCGAAUCGUGAUGUAUCCAAACGUCUGUCACACUAUCAAACUGCAGCCAAAUAGAACGUACCUUCUUCGAAGUAAGUGGAUAAGAAAUUUAGGAUACGCACUAGAACCCGUAGAAUAUCAUAAUAUUGUAUUAAACGCUCGCUAGCAAUUAGUAAGAAAAUAAUGAUAAAUAGUUGAAGUAGGUCGUCCACAAGAAACCUUGAACCUAGGUUUGGUAAUAUUCUACGCUCGUAAACGUUAUUCGUAGAUAUAGUUAAGAUGUAACUGCUUAAAAGUAGGUGAGUAUUGAGUACAUACUAUUAGUUGUGUUGAGAUAUGGAAAUAAAUUGGAUAAAUGCAGCGUUACCUUAAUGAAUGUAACUUAAAAGAUAGUAUAGUUUACAAAAUCCUAAUAACACAAAAUUAC